AUGGAACGGCAUAGUUACUCUUUUGUGAGUUGUAAAUCUGUUGUUGCUCGCCCUUUAGGUGGUCUCCCUAAGAUGAAGCAAAAAACGUUGCUCAAAAUUUCAAUGCAUCUUUUUCUAUUUUGUUGUUUGUUAAGCGGUCUAGGAAUGGCUUUGACGGUUUCUUCGGAAGAAUCCCCCCCCAGGGACAACUUCCUAUCCACCUGCAUGAAUGUCAUUGACGCGUUAACAUUCUACCAAGACGAGUUGCAAAAGUAUAAGUAUGAUGAUAUGUGUGCGCCUUAUCGGUACAUAGGCAAUACAGUUUUGGAGAAACACAACUUGAGUAAUUACAACUGCUAUGCGAAGAUGCAGAAAGCGUUGUGUAAACUGAGCUACACUCUUGUCGCGACCCCUGAGGGGGAGAGCGACAAAGGUGAAGCAGAUGAAAAAGUUGAAAGACCCCACACGGAAAGUACCAAUGAAGAGAAUAGCACUAAUAAGGAGCACCCGGAGGAGGAUUUCCCAAUAGAAAGGAUGGACGAUACUUGCAAAAGAACCAAGGAUAUGUUCAUGUCCUUGUUGAGGAAAUGUACCGAAAGAGGAUACGCAGACCCCUUGACCCAUUGUGCUUCCUUGGAUAUAGAAAAAAAUGUCAUCUCAGAUGGAGAACUAUUCUGUGAGAGUUCGUUCGAAAGAAAAAAAAAUGUACAGGAAAAUGAGAAUCGCAAAUCAGUCUACGUGAAUGGUUAUAAAAAGGAUAUAACUGAAACAUUCCAUUUUGAGGAAUACCAAAGAAACGACUGCAUCGGUAUGGUUAAUCUGUACAACACCUGCUCCAUUGUUAGAAGAAGUGUCUUUGGAUAUAAUUCUCUCAGCCAUUGUGCUGAACAAAGUGAAAAGCACUUUUGCAAUAGGAGGCUUCAGAAAAUGGAGGAUAAAAAUUAUAUAUACACUUGCUCAGAUGUGGUUUUGCCUUAUUUGUUAAGCGCAAAUAAUAAGGAGAAGACGUACAGCCAAAUGUGCCACGACGUAAAAGAUUACGCAAACAUGUUGAAGAAUGAAAAAAAUGAAUUUUUAAGGAGAAAAAAAGAAAUACAAGAAAAUGUGAAACAUAUUAAGCUAACACAAAAGUUGUACAAAAUUACGGAACAUAUUUUCCAAACUCUGCAAGAGGAAGUAGAAAAGUACAAUCCAGAUUUAUUUCAUCUGUUUAAUCUUUUGAAAAACGCAAAGAUUAUGCUUCCAAAUGAGUACAUGUUAAAAUUGGAUGAAAUAGCUGAUGGAAUGAUUCACUUGGAGGAUGGAGUGAGCAAAAUGGUGUACCCCAGCUUGGAUGAGAACAACAUUCAGGAAAACGUUUUGCUCGUUAAUGAAGCGAAGUCUUCCAUAGAGAACUUGCUUACCUUGCAAGAGGGCAUCGUGGCCACGGUUAGGAAGGUUAAUGAGUACAUUCGUAAGGCAACCACAGCAACAGCAAUCGGCGCAAUAGGAAGUUCUCCCCGAUAUAGGGCUAGCCCGUUUGGCAAUCGCGCGAGCCUCGUAAGCUUGGACGAGCUAGAGAAACUGCAAAAAAGGCAUGAGAGCAUUAACAAAAGAGUAGAAGAAUAUGCUGAUAGACGCAGCCACUCCAUUUUGCACGACCAUAAUUCCAUGAUGAAAGAUUUCCAUAACGAUAUUGAAAAGCUAAAUGGAUUAAUUGAAAUUUAUACUUCGCAAAUUUCUUUGCUAAUUGGUAAGGGGUUACUUGCAUGA
Messenger RNA from Plasmodium knowlesi strain H, 1731 nucleotides. RefSeq names its product conserved Plasmodium protein, unknown function. The transcript has a single exon. Bases 1 to 1731 code for a protein of 576 amino acids. Lineage: Eukaryota; Apicomplexa; Aconoidasida; Haemosporida; Plasmodiidae. The record is from RefSeq and is a predicted model, not a curated record.